Molecule: messenger RNA, 2042 nt
Organism: Rhodamnia argentea
Lineage: Eukaryota; Viridiplantae; Streptophyta; Magnoliopsida; Myrtales; Myrtaceae
Exons: 6
Coding region: 497-1786 (429 amino acids)
Molecular function (GO): lipid binding
Source: RefSeq, a predicted model, not a curated record
CUAUCUACAAUCAUUCUGGACCAGUCUUAUUUCGGCUGUUCGGACACAGCGGCUCCUCCAUCCACCAAUUCCCGCGGCGAAUGUCUGGUCGCGAAAGCCGCAUCGAAAAACCACGACGUCGACUGGCGCCGAUCCAAGAACUAAUCCCGGGUCCACAUCUCUCUCUCGAUGUUACAUCUCUCUCAUGUCUUUUUGGGCAAUGGCAAUCUCGGGCACGCAUCCCUUUUUCCGACCCUUCACGAUGUUCCUGUGAUAUUUUCGUUUCUGGGGUUUGAUUUUUCCUCCGCUUGCCUAAUGUCUUCCUCUGGAUAAGUCCUGCUCUCAGCCCCUGUCAUAAAGCAGAUAUUUUGUUCUCUCUCUCCUUCUUGGUUUGUGCAUUUUUGUGGGCGUGUAUCAUCAGGGAAUUGUUCUUCUUCUUUCCGUGGGAGCUUUUAUCCUUGCCCUGUUGUAAUGGUUGUGAUUGAGGCAUUACAUCGAACAGUUUAAAAGCCGAAAGAUGUUGGGGUUGUGUGCGGAUGUUGUGCUGUUUCUGGUCCCUGUUUGGAUUGCUUUUCUUGUUGGGGUUGUCAUCGGAUGGGCAUGGAAGCCCAAAUGGGCGAGCUUGGGGAGGGUCGAAUUGAGUUGUUCGGUCCUGGGACAGUCCGAUUCUUCCUUCCCUUUCUUGCCAUCGAAAUCGGUGAUGUCUCCGUUGAAGGGAUUUGGGUCGGACCCAUGCUUGAAUUCAUUCAAGGUGCAGUGGCCGAGUUUCGAUUUCCGUAGUACAGAUGCUGCGGCCACAAAGCAGAAACCGACAUCUCAAUCACCUGCCCUGUUUGAGGAUUGCAGCACAUCAGAGGCCGCGGAAAUAUCCACUUUGUUGUCAGAGGAGGAUUUGACGCAGUUAUGGCAACUUGUUGAGAUGAAAGAUGGAGGUCCUCCUUGGGUACAUAUGAUGGAUCGUUACACGUUGAGUAUGAACUACCAAGCCUGGAGGCGAGAUCCCAAAACUGGCCCUCCUCAAUAUCGCAGCCGAACCGUGUUCGAGGAUGCAACACCUGAGAUGGUGAGGGAUUUCUUCUGGGAUGACGACUUUCGGUCAAAGUGGGAUGAUAUGCUUGCCUAUUCAGCAACUGUAGGUGAUUGUCCCUCCACAGGAACCAUGGUUGUCCAUUGGAUUAGGAAGUUCCCCUUUUUCUGCAGUGAUCGUGAAUAUAUCAUCGGGCGCCGAAUAUGGGAAUCCGAGAGGUCAUAUUAUUGUGUGACCAAGGGCGUACAAUACCCUUCCAUCCCUAGGCGCAACAAACCAAGGCGUGUGGACUUGUAUUAUUCAAGUUGGUGUAUUCGAGCAGUCGAGUCAAGAAAGAAUGAUGGGCAGCGGACAGCAUGUGAGGUCUUGCUCUUCCAUUACGAAGACAUGGGCAUCCCAAACGAGAUUGCAAAGCUCGGGAUAAGGCAGGGGAUGUGGGGAGCGGUCAAGAAGAUCGAACCCGGCUUGCGCUCCUACCAGAAAGCUAGAGCUUCCGGGGCGCCGCUCUCGCGACCCGCCAACAUGGCACAGAUCAACAUGAAGAUUAGCCCCGAGUUUGUCAAGACUUUGGAAGAGUCUGACGAUGCAUCCGAAGUCGGUAAAGCUGAUGCAGUGGAGAAGCCAAAGGGCGGUGGUAAUCUACCGAAGGUUCUAUUCAUUGGCGGGAUCCUCGUCUUUGCAUUUAGUCUCAACCACGGGCUCCUGACUAAAGCGGCUAUAUUUAGCGUCGCCCAAAAGUUUGGGAGCUUGAGAAAGAGGAGGCCAGAGGUCAGACACUAAGAUCUGAUGGUAUGAACACUUUUCAGCUGCCAUUUUUCCCUCUUCUCAGCAGGAAGAUGCAAUUCGGUUUCGUUGAAGCCUAGCAUGAGGCUUAGACGUUUGGAAAUUGAUAGCAAAAGUUAGGAUGAUAUACAGUUUAAUGUUGUAAAUCACAGGUAGUUCCUCCAUACCAGCACUGCUGUUGUAAAUCACACACGGUUCCGCCAUAUAAGCACUCUGAAUUCAUAAUGGGAAAGUACUACUAAGUUGUAUCCAU